ACGCUUCCUUUGCAACGGGUUGCCCCUGGCAACAGGAGGACGCGGGCUGACCAACAGAGUUCCCGCCACGUUCCUGGCACCUAGUCGCAGUCUGAAGCGAGGUCCCAGUCAUGUCGGAUAUUUUGUGCCAGUGGCUCAACCAGGAGCUGAAAGUGUCCCAGACCGUGAGUCCCAAGUCAUUUGCAAAGGCCUUUGCCAGUGGCUAUCUAAUUGGAGAAGUUCUGCACAAGUUUGACCUUCAGGAUGAUUUUUCAGAAUUUUCAGAAAGCAGGGUUGCAAGUGCCAAACUUCAUAAUUUUUCUCUACUGGAGCCAACGCUUCACCUUCUGGGUGUGCAGUUUGAUCAGAAUGUGGCCCAGAGCAUCAUGACUGAAAAGCCUGGGGCAGCCACAAAACUUUUAUAUCAGUUGUACAUUGCUCUUCAGAAAAAGAAGAAAAGUGGAAUGACUGCAUUGGAAAUGCAGACCUUGCAGCCUCUGACAAGUGUAAGACUUCAAAGCAUGAAAAGUGAGGCUUUUCGUGAGAGACUUAGAAACCUGAUUCCACGUCAAACUGAUUUCAAUCUGAUGCGAGUUACACACAGAUUUCAAGAAAAAUAUAGACACAUGGAAGAAGAAUUUGUCCGUGUGCAAUUUGAGAAACAUGAACAAUUUAAAAAAGUCAAGGAAGAACAAAGAUGUUUUAAUAUCGAAAAGCAACGCUUGGGCAGAAGACGUCAGAAUGAAAUAAUGGCCAAAAUCCAAGCAGCUAUCAUACAGAUUCCUAAACCUGCAUCAAAUCGUACUUUGAAAGCACUUGAGGCCCAAAAGAUGAUGAAAAAGAAGAAAGAGGCAGAGGAUGUUGCCAAUGAGAUUAAGAAGUUUGAAGCAUUAAUAAAAAAGGAUCUCCAGGCAAAAGAAAGUGCAUCCAAGACUUCUUUAGAUACAGCAGGCCAGAUGACUACUGACUUGUUAAACACUUACUCAGAUGAUGACUACAUUAAAAAAAUUCAGAAACGCCUAGAAGAAGAUGCUCUUGCACGAGAGCAAAGGGAGAAACGACGGCGGAGAUUGUUAAUGGACCAGUUAAUAGCCCAUGAAGCACAAGAGGAGGCUUACCGGGAGGAGCAGCUGAUUAAUCGACUGAUGAGGCAGUCCCAGCAGGAGCGCAGGAUUGCUGUGCAGCUCAUGCAUGUUCGGCAUGAAAAGGAGGUUUUGUGGCAAAACAGAAUUUUCAGAGAAAAACAAUAUGAGGAAAGACGACUCAAAGAUUUCCAGGAUGCUCUUGAUCGAGAAGCGGCUUUGGCUAAACAAGCCAAGAUUGAUUUUGAGGAACAAGCCCUCAGAGAGAAGGCAGUUCAUGAACAAAUUGCUGUGGAAAGAGCUCAAGCUCGUUACCAAAAGCAUUAUUCGUUAUGUGCAGAAAUUUUGGAUCACAUACUUGAUUUGUCCACUAAGGUUGCAGACUAUCGAAUGUUGACAAAUAAUCUGAUUCCAUAUAAAUUAAUGCAUGACUGGAAGGAACUGUUUUUCAGUGGAAAACCCAUUUAUGAACAAGCCAAAAUUAUGCAUCUACCAGCUAAGCCCUCUGAAGAACAAAUUAUAGAAGUAGAGAAAAGAGACUUGCUGGAUGGCAAGGAUUAUGAAGAAUACAAGAACAUGGUUGGAGAGUGGUCCUUACCAGAAGAGAUGGUUGAUAAUUUACCACCCUCCAACAAUAACAUACUGGGCCAUGUGCUUCACAGACUGCUUGAAAAAACUCUUCCUCCUCCAGUUGAAUCAACAAUACCUGAUGUAUCUUCAUUUGCUAUUAAAGGGUGCAUACUGGGGAAAACAUUUAGUGGAAAAACUACCAGUCUAAAGUCUCUACAAAAAGACUUUCCUAUUCAGAUACUCUCUAUUGACACUCUUGUCCAAGAAGCUAUCCAAGCCUUUCAUGACAAGGAAGAAGCCAGUGAGACCCUACUGGAUCAGCAAGAAGCUAAAGAGAAAGAUGUUCCAGGUUUGAAACACAGUAAUAAAGAAAGCCAGGUGCCUGUGGAUCAAAGCUGGAUCCUUGAUGGUUUUCCAAUGACCUUAAACCAAGCAAAGCUGCUUGAAGAAGCUCUCACAGGAUGUAACAGAGAACAAAUAGAAUUGGAGGCCAAGAGAACACAAAUAUCCACGUUGGCUAUUGAUCCUUCAGCUUCCAAAGAAGUACCUGUCCCCCCUUCUGCACUUGAUUUUGCCAUGUUGUUAGAUAUUUCAGAUAUUUCAUCACUGAAUCGCAUAAAUGACAUCAUGGCUGAAGCAUUUUUAUGUAAAACUUCUCCUGAAGACAUCAGUCUACAUGUAGCAGCUGAAAACAAAGAUCAAGAUGAGAACCAGAUUUUAAAAGACCAGAUACAACACAGAAUCAUAGGCUUCUUGGACAACUGGCCCUUCUUGGAGCAAUGGUUUUCAGAGCCGGAAAAUAUUUUGAUAAAAGUCAAUGCUGACAUAGAUAAAGAGUCUUUAUACCAAAAAGUAAAAGAAAUUUUUGUGACUGAAAUGCAGAAAAAAAAGAAUAAAGUUAAUAAGAAAUUAGAAGAAAAGGAAGCCAAGAAAAAAGAAGCUUCCCUAGCUGAGGCUGCACCUCCUACUCCUCCAGCUUCUCCUCCCCAUCCUGAGCCAGAAAAAGAGAAAGAAAUUACGCUUCAGAGAGAGGCUUCAAAAACGCAUCCUGCGAAAGGAAAACCACAAUCAGAAUGCCAACAGGAUAAGCAUGAAAUUCUUCAGGAAGGAAAUGGCAAGAAAGGUGACACUUCAUUCAACAGGAGGGGUUCUCCUAAAGGAAAAUCACAAGGAGGGAAGCAACCAGUCAAGAAAUCACCUGCCGACUCUAUAGACACAUCACCUCCUCCAGUAAUAACAUCAUUGCUUAAGCCAGGAUCUGAAGAAUGGGUCUAUGUGAAUGAACCAAUUCCUGAGGAAAUACCUUCAUUUUUAGUACCUUACUGGGAACUAACUGAAAGUUCUUAUAUACAAAACAUCAAAACAGUGCUGAGGCAUCUGAGAGAAAAUCAGCAUAAUGUGAUUGCUUACUUAUAUGAGGUUAGAACAAGCUUCCAGCAUUUUCUAAUGCGUCCAGAUCACAAGCAAGAUUUUGUAGCUCAUUGGCAAGCUGAUUUCAACUCUCUUCCUGAUGACCUGUGGGAUGAUGAGGAAACCAAGGCAGAACUACACCAAAGAGUGAAUGAUUUAAGAGACCGCCUAUGGGAUAUUUGUGAUGCCAGGAAGGAAGAGGCGGAGCAGGAGCGUCUUGAUAUCAUUAAUGAGAGCUGGCUGCAGGACACCAUUGGAAUAGCGAUGAACCAUUUCUUCUCCCUGAUGCAGGCAGAAAUGAACCGUUUCCAAGAUACAAAGAGACUUCUUCAAGAUUAUUACAGAGCAAUGGAAAACAAAAUCCCCAUAGAAGACAAUAAGAAAUUUAUUCGAGUCCCAUUGGUCCAAUUGGAUGGAAAAGACAUUUCAGAAAGCCAAAUUAAAAUUCCUCUAGUUCCUCGAAUAUCCAUUUCUCCGGAAACAGCUAUGUCCAAACCCAAAACAAAAUCAAUACUGAAGGGCAAGAUUGAUAACUCACUAGAAAAUGUGGAGUUAAACUUUGAGGCAGAUGAGAAGUUGGUAAUGGACACCUGGCAACAGGCUUCUUCAGCAGUAUCUAACAUGGUGGCUGCUGAAAUUCAUCAGAUGGUCAUGGAAGAAGAAAAAGACAACCAGCAAGUAGACAUGAGAGAAAAAUCUAUGCAGACAGGUGUAAAUAAAAAAGCCAAAAAGGAACCCAAGAAACAAAAAACAGACAAAAAAGCUAAAGGCAAAUCACCACCUAUAGCAGAAGCCUCUCCUGUAUUCAUAUCCCCAGAGGAAAUGGCUGAAAUGGAAAGGAAAAAUGAACUGAAACUCAAAAUAAAGGAAGAGCAUCUUGCUGCCCUGCAAUUUGAAGAGAUAAGCACACAGUUUCGACUUGAACUGAUAAAGGCAAAAACUUUGGCUUUUCUUGAAGAUCUGGUAACAAAGGUGGUAGACGUAUAUAAACUCAUGGAAAAGUGGCUUGGUGAGAGGUACCUGAGCGAAAUGGCCAGUAUUGAAAAAUUAACUGAGGUAGCCCGCUAUCACAUUGAAACAUCUACGAAAAUUCAGUAUGAACUUUAUUUAAACCAAGAAGACUUCUUCAUUAACGGCAACAUAAAAGUCUUUCCAGAUUCUCCACCACCGGUACGUCCUCCACCCGUAGAAAAGGAAGCAAAUGGAACCCUGACCAUUGAACAACUCAACAAUCUUCAGAGUCAUUUCCUAGAUAUGGCACCAAAAGGCAUCAUAGGAAAUAAAGCAUUUACUGACAUCCUGCUUGACUCGGUGACCCUGAACCUUGGAACAAACAACUUCCCUAGUAGUUGGAUGCAGCUCACCCAACCUGAAUUACAGGAGCUAACGUCUUUACUAAUAGUAAACUCGGAAUUCGUGGACUGGCGGAAAUUCCUGUUACUAGCCUCACUGCCAUGGCCCAUCCCCCUGGAAGAGGAGCUCCUUGAGACCCUGCAGAGGUUCAAGGCCAUGGACAAGGAGCAACUGGGCGUGGUCACUUUUGAACAGUACAUGCAGGCUGGUCUGUGGUUUACAGGAGAUGAAGAGAUAAAAAUUCCAGAAAAUCCUCUUGAACCUCUGCCAUUUAAUAGGCAGGAGCACCUUAUAGAGUUUUUCUUCAGGCUGUUUGCUGACUAUGAAAAAGAUCCACCCCAGCUGGACUAUACACAGAUGCUGCUUUAUUUUGCUUGUCACCCAGAUACUGUGGAAGGCGUCUACAGGGCCCUCAGUGUGGCUAUUGGGACUCAUGUCUUCCGGAGAAUUGAAACUCCUGCUCUCAUUGUAGAAAAGACCUCCUCCUUUACUAAUAUAAGUACACUGGAGGGAUCUCCUGAAUAUGAAGAAAAUGGAAGAGAAGAAAGAGAAUUCAAAGAGGAAAAGGAAGAAGAAAUCCCUGAAAAUGCAAACACUGAAAAGAUUUCCAUGGAAACACUACUCAAAGUGUUCCAAGGAGGAACUGAAGCACAAGACUGUGACAGAUUUGCCAGCCAGCUAAAGACAGAGAACAUUUAUUAUGAGAACUUCAUAAAAAUAUUUCAGGACCUAGGUGCCAAGAAUCUGGAACCAAUUGAAGUUGCUGUUCUCUUGAAGCAUCCUUUCAUUCAAGACCUGAUUUCACAUUAUCCAGACUAUAAAAUCCCUGAUAUUAAAAUAAUUCUCCAGAGGAGAGAACGUGUACCAGGAAGUGAUGAAGAGAGAUCUCCUUCAAGACUCACAGAGGAAAAGAAAUGAAGUCAAAAGA
Molecule: messenger RNA, 5322 nt
Organism: Orycteropus afer afer
Lineage: Eukaryota; Metazoa; Chordata; Mammalia; Tubulidentata; Orycteropodidae
Source: RefSeq, a predicted model, not a curated record